This is a messenger RNA of Acanthopagrus latus (yellowfin seabream), 2847 nucleotides long. RefSeq names its product cannabinoid receptor interacting protein 1b (gene cnrip1b). The transcript is spliced from 3 exons. Bases 1082 to 1570 code for a protein of 162 amino acids. NCBI's taxonomy places the organism in Eukaryota, Metazoa, Chordata, Actinopteri, Spariformes, Sparidae. Gene Ontology annotation, cellular component: plasma membrane. Gene Ontology annotation, molecular function: type 1 cannabinoid receptor binding. Gene Ontology annotation, biological process: negative regulation of signaling receptor activity. The record is from RefSeq and is a predicted model, not a curated record.
AUUACAAGACUCUGCAGGGUUAGACUGGCCAGGAGGACACAAAUAACUCUCAACGCAAGUUUGAUAAACUAUGACUUUGCCAUUAUAUAUAAUUAUUUUAAUGAUAUUAAAAAGCGUUACCAAACAUAUUUAUAUCAAGAUGUCAAAGACCCAGAAAGAGGACAUGACCUCAGUGUCCUCAAUGGCAGCUCCAGCCAUGCUAAUGAUGGAUGCAUUGAUGAUGGUGAUGAUGAUGAUGAUGAUGAUGAUGAUGAUGAUGAUGAUGAUGAUGAGCACACUUACUCUGCAUCUACUUGACCUAGGUGACCCUCUGAAUGGAAACCAGUUUAUUGUUUAUUGCUGCAACAGCGCCAUCAAGCGACGGCAUUAGAGCAUAACAAUACACGUAAUAUUUAUAACAGUAAUACAGAAAUAUAAACAACGUUAAACAUAGGAUAAAAUAGUAGAUGAAUUAUAAAUGAUAUUACAUUAACACAAUCCUUAACUUGCUUUAUAAUCUCAGCUAGAGGUCAACCAGCUGAAACCAUGAAUGGAGCGUGUUUGCUUUAUUUUACGCGCCAUAAAUCACAUUCAAAUAAGAACAAAGAGCUUUUAAAUCCUACAAAGAACCAUCCACCAGCCUAAAUAAAGAGUUGCUGAAGUGGUGACAGCUCUGUUCCUCCUGUUAGUCCACCAGCCUGUACCCUCUCCGCCCUUCGAGGAUCAAUUAACGCGUAAUCCACAGAGCCUUAAUUGGACGGAUUUACGCACGACACGUUUAAACAUCGACAGACAUUUGACGAGGAAAGCUGCGCUAACUGAGAGGAAGAAAGGGAGAAUAUAGCCAGAGAGGGUGGAGGGGGGACAGUUGGAGAGAGGGAGAGAGAUUUUCAGAGAGAGAGGGAGAGAGAGAGCAUUGGUUGGGAUUAGGUCCGUGCUGCAGGUUGGACGGGAUUACAGAGCGCAGCGUAGUUCAGCAGUUCCGGUGCUGCUGCUGCCGCUGCCGCGUCCUGCUAUGGACAACUGACCCGACACCUGCGACCUUUCACCCGCGCAGAGCAAACCCCACCGAUCCCUGGUGACACAGCUGCUGCAUGGAAACAUGGCCGACGUCCCUCAGAUCGUCAAAAUCGGGAUCUCUAUGAAGAUGCUUCCCAACAACAGCGCGGUGCACUUCAAGUCCGACGGCGCCAGGUUCGGACAGACCCGGACCAUCAAGCUGCUGACCGGCUCCAAGUACAAGAUCGAGGUGGUCAUCAGACCGGGAGCUGCCGAGGCCACGUCGAUGACCGUGGGCGGAGUCACCUUCCCCCUGGAGCAGCAGUCUAAAGACCCGCAGUCGGUGGUCUACACGGGCCAGUACGACACCGAGGGGGUGGCGCACACUAAGAGUGGAGAGAGGCAACCGGUUCAAAUCAGCAUACAGUUCACAGAGGUGGGGCUGUUUGAGACGGUGUGGCAGGUGAAGUACUACAACUACAACAAGAGGGACCACUGCCAGUGGGGGAACAGCUUCAACAGCAUCGAGUACGAGUGCAAACCCAACGACACGCGCACGCUCAUGUGGAUCAACAAGGAGAUGUUUGUCUGAUGGAGGAGCGGCGUUGGAUAUAUUCAGGUGUACUCUGCAAAAAAAAAAAAAAGAAAGAAAGAAACACAAGGUGACGUUUCCAAUCGCAGUCUGUCAAGGUGAAAUUAAGACAUUUUUCUUUUUGUCGGUAAAAGGAUUUAUUUGUUCUCUGAUAUCAGAAAAUCUAAAGCUGGUUGUGGAGGAAAACAUGCAUCAGAUUUACUGCCAGUGAAAAUCACAGUAAUAUAUAUUUAUGGCAGAAUAUUUAAAUUGCAGAGAGGUUUCGAUGAUUUUGUUUGUUUCUGAUUAAACAAAUGCGUCAAAAUCAAUUUAUCAUACUCAGGUGUGAAGUGGAACAUGUGGCACGUCUCCACAACCUGCUGUCGACAUAAAAUCUGUUUUUAUUUUAUGGAUUUAAUGACGUAAAUGUUUUCUUCGUGGCAUCUGGUGACCCAUUAAGUGUGUUCAGACUUACGUAAUGCACAGUACUGUAUACGUGUGAGUGUGUUUCUUUGUACAGAUGUGUUUAUCUGUGUUGUGUACUUUAAAAGCUUUGUCUGUGUGUGAGGAGUUUCACUCCAAAAUGACCAUCAGACAUUGUCACGAAAUUCACGUCAUGUCAAAAACAGUUGCUGGCAAUUUCAGGAUGAGUUCACCCAGAAAUGAAGAUUAAGUCGGGAUCAACAGGAACAAAACUCAUUACUGCAUAACAAUGUUAUGUGUUGAAAACUUGUAUCUUGGAGGAAACGUGUGUGAUCUGAACAGAGACAAGCGAUGGGGGUGAAGUGGCUGAAGUGAACUUGCCAUCGCUUCACCACCGUGAUAAAUAAAAAAAAAAAGGGCCCGUGGUGUUUUGGAGAGAACUCUCUGUGUAGCUGUGUGUCUGUAAGAAGUAGGACUUUUGUAUUUGGGGUGAAGUUGUGCUCCUGUUUGUUUUCUUUCUCUACCUCUUCCAAAGGACUUAGCCAUGAAUAUUUGUGUUUAUUAAGGCAAAAACGAUGUAUUUGGAACGUAACACAACCUGUUGAUGACGGAUCUUAUAAUAUUUUUUUUCUAUUUAUUGUGGUAAAUCAUAAUAUUUUCAAACAAAAAAAAUAGUAUUUUUGUACAGUGAACCUUUGGAAAAUGUUUUCAUAAUUUUGUGUGUGUAUUUUUUGGUAGAAGUUGACAUUUUGAAUUGAACUAUGCAAGAAUUCAGACGUAUAAGACAACAAUGAAACGGUGCAAUAUAGUGUUGAGAUGUUACAUAUCACUCUGACCUUUUAUGUGAAGGUGUCGUUUGUUUAUGAUGUGAUUAA